Messenger RNA from Paramecium octaurelia, 373 nucleotides. NCBI's taxonomy places the organism in Eukaryota, Ciliophora, Oligohymenophorea, Peniculida, Parameciidae. The record is from the annotation of a GenBank genome assembly.
AUGCAAUAAUCUCAUUUUUAUUACGAUAUGUUCAAAAUCAUAUCGUUACUAUUUUAGUAGGAUCUAAUUAAUAAAUAAGAGAAGGAUGAUUUAAAAUGUACUUAAAUUUUUAACUUUAGUUAUGGUACUCGAAUCUCAAUCGGAAUUGAUGUUUUAACUGCAGGCCAUUUAUCGUUCAUCUUUAAUGGAUAAAUAAGUGUAUAUGGUUCACGAAAUAAAAAAAUAUGUGGAAUCGCAUAGACAAGGUUCUCCAAGAAAUAGUUCACCAAAAUCUUCAAGAUAUUUGGAAGCUUCUCGUAUGUGGAGCAUUUAUGAAGAGAAUGAGGAGGAAGAAAGAGAUAACGAAAUUAAACUGAUUGGAAUUCGCCGCUGA